UACCUCAUCCGUUUUCUUCUCUAUGUUGUGCAUUUCCUCCCCAUAACUGUCAACCAAGCUCCUCGCUCGAUGCGUUUUCCUACCAUGAUUCUUCCUUCAUCAUAAUAAUCUUACCAAUAUUCGCUUUAACCACUCAAAAAUGGCAGAAGGAAAUUACGUUAAACUCACUCCCGAUCAGGCUUUGCAAAACAUUACGCCUGGAGAGCUUAACCAGCCCAUCGACAUCGCUCGGAUAAAUGCUCGAAGAUGUCCUGAAUGCCAACAAACACUUCCUGCAACGUACCAGCCUCCUGCAGAUGAAGAUUGGUCUACAGGGGUUUGUAGCUGUGCAGAGGAUACUGAAAGUUGUGUGACGGGACUGUUUUGCCCGUGCGUGUUAUUUGGUAGAAAUGUUGAAAAUUUGGUAUCCGAUGUAUCGGAAAGAUCUGCUUGUGUUGGACAUUUGAUAUGUAUUGAAGGCGGACUAACAGUUGCAGCUGUAACAGCAGCUCUCAAUGGCAUUGAUCCACAAACAUCGUGUCUUAUCUUCGAAGGCCUCUUCUUUGCUUGGUGGAUGUGUGGAAUCUACACUGGCUUGGUUCGACAAUCUUUACAAAGAAAGUAUCAUCUAAAGGAUUCGCCGUGUGAUCCAUGCAUGGUGCAUUGUUAUAUGCAUUGGUGCGCGAUUUGUCAAGAGCAUAGAGAGAUGAAGGCACGUUUGUCUUACGAAUUUGCAGAUGUUGAGACAGUAAUAGAUCCUCCACCUGCUCAAGAGAUGACUGUUGUUGCUUUAGCAAAGGACCAACCAUCUUCAUCUUCUUCUUCCAAUAAAGAUUCUUCUACUUCUUCUAUUGUUGUUGCCAAGUAAUAUGGCCUUUAAAUAUCAUAAGAAUCUCUCUACUAGUAAGAGGCUAAGAGAUGUUAUAUUUUUUUAAAAAUUUUGAGCUAUAAAGAUUUUUGCU
This is a messenger RNA of Impatiens glandulifera, 941 nucleotides long. Its product is annotated as cell number regulator 6-like. The transcript has 4 exons. Bases 140 to 847 code for a protein of 235 amino acids. Lineage: Eukaryota; Viridiplantae; Streptophyta; Magnoliopsida; Ericales; Balsaminaceae. The record is from RefSeq and is a predicted model, not a curated record.